CGAAGGAUCAAUAAUCAACUGUCGAGCAAUUAAAUCUGCGUCGCAAAGAUGUCAGACUCCAAGCAGCUAAUGGCCCAGAAAAGUGCCAAAAUCGCUGCUGGGGCUGUUGUGUGUGUGGAGAGCGAAAUAAGAGGAGACGUGACCAUCGGUGCCAGGACAGUUGUCCACCCCAAAGCCCGGAUCAUAGCAGAGGCAGGGCCCAUCAUCAUUGGAGAGGGUAAUCUGAUAGAGGAGCAGACACUCAUCAUUAACAGUUAUCCUGAGAACAUAAUGCCAGACACAGAGGAUGCUGAGCCCAAGACCAUGACCAUCGGGACCAACAACGUGUUUGAAGUUGGAUGUGUGUCACAGGCUUUGAAAAUUGGAGACAACAACGUGAUUGAGUCCAAAGCCGAUCUCGGGAGGAACGUGAUCCUGACCAGUGGCUGCAUCGUGGGCGCCUGCUGCCAGAUCAACACGUGUGAAGUGGUGCCAGAGAACACGGUGGUGUACGGCUCAGGCUGCAUCAGGCGCGUGCAGAGCGAGAAGCCGCAGCCUCAGACUCUGCAGCUCGACUUCCUCAUGAAGAUUCUUCCCAACUACCACCACCUGAAGAAGACGGUGAAAGGAAACAACACACCUGUAAGAAACUGACGCAAAUCUGGAUCCAGAGGAGGAAAAAAAACAAAAAGAACCCUGCAACCUGAAGCGUCAGCACAUGCAGCCACCUGAACGUGCUCUUGUCUUACAUUACUGUUUUGGUGUGUGGAUUACAUGUAGCACAGAAAAAAAUGAUCAUUGCACACUUAUGCACUUUUGCUUUCGGACCAAUUUUAUGAAUCUCUAUGAAAGAUUUUGCACGUGAACUUGUACGUUUACAACUUGUUCCAGUAGGAUCAUCACGAUAUGUAAAUCAUUGUAAUAAACAGUCCAUUUAA
Messenger RNA from Cololabis saira (Pacific saury), 917 nucleotides. RefSeq names its product dynactin subunit 6-like. The transcript is spliced from 7 exons. Gene Ontology annotation, molecular function: dynein complex binding. Bases 49 to 633 code for a protein of 194 amino acids. Gene Ontology annotation, cellular component: dynactin complex. Gene Ontology annotation, biological process: mitotic spindle organization. The record is from RefSeq and is a predicted model, not a curated record. NCBI's taxonomy places the organism in Eukaryota, Metazoa, Chordata, Actinopteri, Beloniformes, Belonidae.